Molecule: messenger RNA, 637 nt
Organism: Drosophila subobscura
Lineage: Eukaryota; Metazoa; Arthropoda; Insecta; Diptera; Drosophilidae
Exons: 3
Coding region: 71-619 (182 amino acids)
Source: RefSeq, a predicted model, not a curated record
GAAAUGGGCAUGGCAUAAAACAACACGUUGGGCUCUUUGAUAUGUUAUUUUACAAUCAAUAUCAGGCACGAUGCGGUGUCAGCUGAUGAUCUGUUCUGUCAUCGGAUUGUUUCUAGCAUUCACCAUCAAUGUUCAAGAUGCUGUCAUCUUCAAACUUACGAACGCCGUGUGUGAAAGUUACAACCAGUCCUGGUUCGUGUUCCACACUUGCCGUCUGAAGGCCCUCAGUCGGAGCAAAGUGGUCUUCAAUAUGAAUGGAACGGUGCUACAUCCGGCCAAGGAUAUAUCCAUUCGUACCAGACUUUUCAAAAGGGCAAAUGGCUAUAAGCCCUGGUUAUUCGACAUUUACUUCGAUGGUUGUCUAUUUAUGCGAAGGCGGAAUGUACCCUUUAUUAAGUUAGUCUAUGGGUUAUUUAAAGAGUUUACCAACAUAAACCACACAUGUCCGUAUGUGGGUCCACAAAUCAUCAAGGAUUUUUAUCUGAGACCUGAACUGUUGUCUCUUCCCUUUCCAACGGGGGAUUAUAUGUUUGCGAUUCAAUGGUUUUUCGAUAAGAGACUACAAUUCGACACUAAUGUCAGUUUUAUAUUCGUGGAGGAUCUACUGAAGAAAAUUUAAACCAACAAAUGGAGUGGA